GUUAUAGGGCAAUCAAAGUGUCAUUGGAAGUUUUGUUUUUGUUGCGUCCUCAGAAUUUUCUUUGCUGCAAAAAUCAUGAAAAUCAUUGUGAAAAGGAGCGAAAAGUGAGAAAAUUCAGUGGUUAGUGAACGUGGGAGUGCGUAAGUGAAGAUGAGUGAGGCUUAUUCGCAUCAAGUGCUUCGAACAGUUGUGGCCCAGAUUUGCCAAACAAUCGGCUGGCAUUCCAUCCAGUCCGGAACCUUGGACAUUCUCGUGGACACCGCCAAGAGAUACAUCCAGGCUCUGGGACAUGAGACGCACAGAUUCACAGAAUUGGCUCAGCGAACUGAACCAAAUCUGGAUGAUCUGGCGGAGGCUUUCAAUGACUGGCGAGUUAAUUAUGCUGACAUAAUUGAGUAUGUGAAGAAUGUGAGUCCGGAGGAAUGUGCAAUUAAAGUUCCCAAGUACCCAGCCAAGAAAGCUGACCAUCUUAACUUCCUGAAGCCUGGCAGCAAGGAAGUGAUCACCCGGCCAGUUCACAUUCCUGAUUACUUACCUCCAAUGCUGCCAGAGCAGGAGGAGGAGGACACAAAGGUUGCGGAGAAGGAGAAUCAGCGCCGAGAUGGAGAGAUCGAUGUGGUAUCAGUUUCACCAAAACAGACUCCUCCAGUCAAGACACAGCCGGAAUUUGUGGCUCCUACGGGGGCUCCCAGGGCCAGAUUUAGCACCCAAACGGGCGAUGAAGAAGUGGGAAGAGCUGUGAGGGAAAAUACCAGUGUCAUAAUGACCACAUCGGGAUUUAUUUCUCCCUCGAGGGCUGGAAAACUCCCGGAAGCCAAGCUUUCUGUGGACAUUUCAGAACUCCUGCAUCAGCUUCUUGGCCCGGAAAUCCCUCCGCCAAUGCCCAAACCCUAUCCAGGUCCUUCUGGAGCUGCCUUAGUGGCCAAAGCUUCAGUUCUGGAUCACAAAGAGGCAGAUCUGACCAGUACUCCAAUGCUGGCAGUUCCCUCGCCUCUGAACAUCGCUUCGGCCAAUCCCGAGAAGUUCGAUGUCAAAGUAAAAAAUCGAAAAACUGCAGAGAAGAAGCCUCCGGGAGAAGCCAAACCCAGGAAAAAAUCAGGGCAGGCUCAUGGGCAUCGAAUCCCGAAGGAAGGGCAGCCUAGAAAAGUCCACACUAGCAAAAAGAUGAUGCGGGUGAUGCAGGAGCAGCAGAUGAGGCAGCAACCUCCUCCACAGGACAUCCAGGUGCCCAUGGAUCUGGCCACAGUGAAGAAGAUCGCUGAGCAACCCCUGGAAGCGCCCUGCGUGGAAGGGAAGAUCAGUGCUGAACCGGAUAAACUGAAGAUGAACAUCUUCAAGAGGAUUUCGUCCAGUAAAGUGGCAGGAGUUAAGGAAGAGAAAGUGUCGCUCGUGGAUGAACCAAUAAAUCUCGAUCCGGACUUGAGGAUCAUCCCACAGACCCCAGAAUCGCCGACUGUGCCGAAGAAGAGGCAGAAUACAGGGAGGAAUACGGAGCCGAAGGAGAGGAAAAAGCCCAAGACCGAAAGGGUGUCCAAGAAGCAGAAGAUGCUGAUGAAUCAGCCACCGCUGGCGGAUAAUCCAAUGCGAUUCGAUUUCAACUUUCCUGGACAAGGUGGUGGAGAUUACCAUCCUGCUCCGCUUCCCAUGGCCAUGGAGACCAAGAAUCCGAGUGCAAUUCCUAUCUUUCCGCCGCAGCAGCACCAGCAACAGCCACCCAGGUCCUCUCCUGCUCCCCACAAUCUCUUCAACCUCUUCAACUUUUCCAGCAGUCCAGGUCUCAUUCCUCCACCAUCCCUCUUUGGUAAUCCCUUUGGCCUCCAUCCCCAGCAGCCACCGGGAAGUCUUCACUUUCCAGCUGGUGGCAUGAGGGGUCCAAAUCCCUUCAAUCUCAUGCCCCUGUCCCGCUUUCCGCCCAUCAAUCCUCCCGUUCCACCAAGUCCUCCAGCCCUGCCCAAAUCCCUGGUUCCUCCUGCUGCUCCGCCGGACAAGAGUCAGUGCAAUGUGGCUCCUCUUGUGCCGGAAUCCCUGAAACUUGAACCCCUGAUCCUCAAUAUGUCCACAAACACCGUGAGCACGUCGUCUCCGAGCCUGGAGCCCAAGCAGGAGCCCGUGAGCACUCCGCCGGAAGAGGAUGAAGAGGCCAAGAGACGGAAGAUGGAAAAGAAGGUGAAGAAGAAGAAAGAGAAGAAGGAGAAGACUAAGGACAAGGAGAAGAAGAGAGAAGAAAAAAGGGCUCUCAAGGAGGCCAUGAAGGUGUCAAAGGCCAAGGAGAAGCGAGAGAAGAAGAAGGAGAAGGAACGCAGUGAACGGGAAGGAGCAGUCACGGAGGAAAAUGUGACUAGCAUUCCGAAGCUGACGCUCAAAUUGGGAGCAGCUCAUUCGCCUAAACCAUCGUCACCGGAUGGAGGCAGGAAACUAACGAUUAAACCCAUUAAACGAGAACCUGGAAUUUCGGGUGAGACUGAUGGUGGGGAAAUGCCAGAAUUGGCGAGAAUUUCGCCUCUAGUGACGCGACCGCCGAAGCCAAAGUCUCCGAAUCAGUCAUUCGGCCAUGGAUUCUUUCAACAUUCACCCACAGGAUCGGGAUUGCCGUCCACUCCGGGUGGUUCUGGUGGGAAGGGCUUCGGAGUUUCACUUUCGGCUCCUCCUGCGGACCACAUGAAGACUCCUACAAGUUCCUUGACUCCAUUGCCAACAAGAGGACGUCCACGAGGGACGGGAAAUAAGCAGCACACGGCAACAGCCACGGCAGCUCCUGCAACUCCGGGAGUAUCACCUGGGUUGAAUUUGUCAGUGGAAACGAGUCUUCUUCCUGAAAAACUGACAAACAAUUCAGUGAGGGUGAGUGACGCUGACGGCAAUCAAGUAUGGAUUUGUCCAGCUUGUGGACGCGUGGACGACGGAACGCCCAUGAUUGGAUGCGAUGGGUGUGACGCCUGGUACCACUGGGUUUGUGUGGGUAUCCAGGUGCCGCCUGAUGCCACAGAAGAUUGGUACUGCCGCGUGUGCAUCGUGAAGAAGCAGGAGAUGCAAGUCGGCGGAGGUGGUAGUGGAUCGGAGAAGAAGAAGAAGCGCAAGAGGCGCGAUAAGAAACAGCAAGUAUAAGUUAUUUUGUGUUUUCUUUCAGUUUCUUUGCCUUUUUGACUUUAUUUUCUUUCACAAAAACAAAAAGAAAAAUUAUAGUGGAUUUAAGUUUUUAAGUUUCUAUUUACAGAAUUUUAAAUCUCCGAAAGGUUUUUGUUUUCGGAGACAUAAUAUUACAAUAGGUGUAUCAACAUAGUUGUCUAUAGUUCAAAGUAUAAUUGUAUCAAUAAAUCAAUGGGAUGUGGAGAAAAAAUACACUUCCGCAUCAAAAAUUGCA
Molecule: messenger RNA, 3361 nt
Organism: Phlebotomus papatasi
Lineage: Eukaryota; Metazoa; Arthropoda; Insecta; Diptera; Psychodidae
Gene: Taf3
Product: transcription initiation factor TFIID subunit 3
Exons: 7
Coding region: 151-3105 (984 amino acids)
Cellular component (GO): transcription factor TFIID complex
Molecular function (GO): protein heterodimerization activity
Source: RefSeq, a predicted model, not a curated record